UCGCCGCGUCCGGGAUGUCGCUCACGGAACCAAGAUGGCAUCCGAGGACGGUGCGGGUAUCGUGUCAAACGUAGGAUGCGAUGUAAAUAAUACGAGCGACCGUGCGACCGACCUAGCUGGGAGCGAAGCAGCGGACGGGACGACGCCCGGAACGACCUGGCGGCGCGACGUCGUCGAGGGGACGGCCGUUCGCGCGCGCGAUCCCGCGCCCGAUUCGCCCGGGACGCCCACGGGUUUCCCUGCAGCGUCACCGUUUCACGCGAACACGGAAGGGCACGCGUUACCGAGGGACUCGGGCCCCGCGAGCUCAUCUGGUGAUGCUGGUGAACGGGUCGCGGACGACAGCGAGAUCCUCGCCCAACGGCGCACCAUGUCUCAGCCGGGGACCGACCUGGACUGCACCGUUCGUCUUCCGGAAGAAACAGACGGGAAUCCAGAUCAUUGCAACAAUGAUGUAGUAGUAAAAGCUGCCAGAGAACCAGUUCAACAUGUUAUACAUGCUGAUUCUGCAUGUACCAAUGACAUGAUGUUAUCUGGAAACAUGCAUGCGUUACCUGCAAAGGUAAAAUUAGAAGGCUGUGUGAAUUUCUCCAACAACACCCCGCAACUUGGAGAAAGCCCGCAGAGCAAUGGCGAAGUGAUCAGCAGCCCCAGGAGUCCUGACUAUCCUCCAAGAGUUUCUGUCAGUCCACAUCCUCAUAGUCCGGACACUACAUUCUCCAUCAGCAUGAUGUCGGCCAAUUCUACAGUUAUUAUGGACACUGCAAAAUAUAGUGAAGAAAGUGCUGACAAUGUUGCUACGCAUACAGAUGAAUAUCCGUUUUGCCCAUCGCCAUUGGAAAAGAUUAGCGACUCGCAAAUUGACAUCACAAAAACGGAAUCGAGUAAACAGGAAAAUACCGAGGAUGCUGAUGAAAAAUACAUCACAGACGGAGAAUUAAAAGUAGAAUCCAUUGAAAUUAAGAAGGAACCGACAGACUCCCUACAGGAACUUGAAAAAGUUAAAUCCGAAUGGUUACAAGAUGGUUUCUCCUGUGUAGAUGGAGUGAUUGCUACGACAGUAGCGUCUCAAGAGAAAUCCACUGUUAAUUCAUCUUCCAGUUCACAUUCAAAAACAUAUUCGUCCUCGAGGGAGAAACGUUCGAAAGAAGACAGACGACACUGUUCACGGUCAAAACGUAAAGGGAUAAAAAGGGCGAGUAUCGGUGUACAGUGCAAACGGGAUCGACAUGUGUUAUGCGGUAAAUCUUCCCUUUCCUUCUCAAAGUCGACUAAUGAGAAUCUAAGGUUAAAUCUGCAAACGAAAAACUACAAGAUGCUUAACAAUCCUGUGAUGAAAAGUGAAUUGUUGGAAGGCCUAAAGUACAAGAAAUUUAUUCACAUAGAAACGUAUCCCAAUGGCGGGGCGACGGUAGUCCAUAUGUAUCAGGACGAAAUUGAAAGUUUAUCACGCGAACAAAUGGAAGAAUUGGCUCAAGAGUACUUUAAGGUGGUUUUCGGCGAAGACGAAAACGGAAAUGCUCAUCACGUCAUGGGCAUAGUACACAAUGCAGCUGCAUACCUACCCGAUCUUUUGGACUAUAUGGCGAAUAGUUACCCUACAUUGACUGUAAAGAACGGAGUAUUGGGUAGGAACAGCGACAUAGAAACCACGACAAUGGUUCAAUACAAAGACCAAGUCUGUAAAGCUUACAGCAACGGCACCAUUAGAUAUGGGCCGUUGCACCAAAUAAGUCUCGUGGGCACUGUUCACGAGGAGGUGGGCGGAUAUUUUCCGGAUCUACUGCAGAAAUUGGAAGAGAAUCCGUUUCUAAAAAUGACGAUGCCUUGGGGACCCUUGUCCGUUGUGAAGAUGGACACACCGCAAGAAUCAAACGAUGGCCCUAUCUUAUGGAUCCGACCAGGCGAGCAGUUGGUACCAACGGCCGACAUAAACAAGAGUCCUUACAAACGACGCAGGACCGGUAUCAACGAACUGAGAAAUCUGCAGUAUCUCCCGCGACUGAGCGAGGCACGGGAGUACAUGUUCGAGGAUCGUACGAAAGCGCACGCCGACCACGUUGGUCACGGAUUAGACAGGAUGACCACGGCGGCAGUUGGUGUGUUGAAAGCUAUCCACGGCGGCCAAGCGUCCGAUUACAACAGGAUCACAAAGGACGUUGUAGCUUUCUAUGCCGGUGAUUUCACUGAACUCGUGGAAAAGCUGCAAUUAGACUUGCACGAACCACCGAUAUCACAGUGCGUGCAGUGGGUGGAGGAUGCGAAGCUGAAUCAGCUGCGCAGACAGGGUGUCCGUUACGCCAAGAUAAAUCUCUACGAUAAUGAUAUAUAUUUUCUACCGCGCAACAUCAUCCAUCAAUUCAGGACGGUAUCGGCUGUCUCGAGCAUCGCUUGGCACAUCAGAUUGAAGCAGUAUUAUCCAGAGUCGCAGCACAGUUCGAGCAGUAGGCACAGUCGUGUGGUAAACGAAUCGGCUCAUCGUAUCAAGGAGAAGAAACCUAUAGAAGCUGUUGGCAUAGGCGACGAACAAAAGGAGAACACGAAUCGCCAGCGUUUGGAACAGAAACUGUCGAUUGAUCCUCUCGAGAAGGCAAAGGAAAGGGCGGCCGAAUAUCAAGGUAACUUAAAGAAAUCUGAUCAGCAUGGAAAACAUCGCAAGAGUCGACAUCACUCCAAACAUUCAUCACUUAAACAAAAGAGUAAGGAAGAUGGCAACGAUAAUGCAUCAUCGGAUCCGUUCGGCAGCACCAAGUCGUCUAAGAGCGAAAUCAGUGAACAGAAGCAGAAUAACGACAAAAGAGACGAGAAGAGGUCAGAGAAGAAGCAUAAGGAUCGUCGUCGUAGCAGCGACAAAUCGAGCAGUCAUCACACGCACAGCAGCAACGGCAGUUCUGACAAUUGUCACUCUUGUAAGAAGAAGAAAUAUGACAGCAGCGGUCACAAACUGGAUCAUCGUUGCAGUCAUCACGAGAGAUCCAGCAGUAAGAGCAUAUCGAGUAAAGAAACUGUUUCUGGUGUAGCGGAAACGAGAACAGUUUCGAAAUUUGAUAGCUCGUCAUCCGUGAAGGAUGCUAAGAGACGACUGAGUGAAUUAUCUCCGUUAAAGGACGCGUCCGGAAACGGAGAUUGCCCAAUCGUUCUCGAAGAGGAGAUACUGAAGCAGCGGCAAGCCGUUGGCAAAACGCACGCUACCGAAGUGGUGGACAGGGCGCUAGAGAUAGCCUACAAGUCGAAGACCGACGUCGAGGAGGUUUGCCAGUCGCUGCGUGCUGAAGUCUCGGAGGCGUCGAAGGAGGUGCUAGAAAAGAUUCAUAAGGAGAGCUUUGAGAUUGCCGAACAGUGGUUCAAGGACGAUACCACAAAAUUAGAAAGGUAUUGUCAUCUGCUGGAGAUGGAGACCGUGUUGGCAUUCACGUCGAAGAGGGACUGCGCGACAGAGAACGCCGUUAAGGCAUUGAUCGAAAUGGCAGAGGACGAAGCGAAGGAAAGAGCGAAAAAUGAGAAAACCACUGACUUUGCUACCAGUGACAACACAUGCGGCGAAGAUUCAACGAAGAGGACAACGACGACUAUGACAACGACAACGACGUCGACAACUAGUAUUUCCUCGUAUUCUUCCGUUUCGACCUUCACGUCUCCAUCUACCGAAAAUGAAAGACAUAGUAACGGCAGGAAUGGUAGCAGCGAUGAAAACUCACCGAAAUCUUCGUCCGAGUCUCAAGCGCAUUCGAAAUCAAAAUGCAAGUGCAGAGACGAAAAGGACUACAGGGAGCGGAGGCACAAGAAGAAGAGAGAUCACGAAAGAGAUCACGAGAGGCGGGAGCGAAAGCACGAACGACAUCACCAUCGAAGUCCCCAGAUAAAAUCCGAUUCUAAAACGUCCGACGAUGCUGGCAAGGACGAUGCUGCGAACAUUCCCGAGCUGUCGCACAAUUAUCCGGUCGCCGAAAAAUCGGAACGGUCCAGUUCCAGUUCGAAGGACGACGAGAAAAAGGCGCAGGAGAAGAGAAGGAAAUGCCACUGCGGUCAUCACUGCAGUCACAGACACGGGGAGAAGAGGUCGUCCGGAAGCAGUAGCAGUAACAUCGACAGAGGUAAAGACAGAGUCGACUCAUUCCCACCAGUGACGUUGCAUCAUUCCCACUCUUCGAGUUCAAGACACAAGAGGAAAUCCAGCUCGUCCGUCGAGCACAAGGAAGCGAAGAAAUUGUGCGUGGCAGAGAAGUAUUCGACCACGCAAAUUAGCGAGUCGAGCACUCUGCUGAAUGUGGUGACGGCGACGAUGACGACGACGACGAUGACAGCGACAACGACGGCGACGACGACGACAGCGACGGCGACGGUGACGACAGCGUCGACGACUGCGACGACGACGACGACAACGGCGACAGCGACGGCGAUGGCGAUGGCAACGACGACAAAGACGACAGACUUGUUGCCGGAAAACACUGAUGCGUCAAACACGUGA
Messenger RNA from Nylanderia fulva, 4468 nucleotides. RefSeq lists its product as uncharacterized. The record is from RefSeq and is a predicted model, not a curated record. NCBI's taxonomy places the organism in Eukaryota, Metazoa, Arthropoda, Insecta, Hymenoptera, Formicidae. Gene Ontology annotation, cellular component: nucleus.